AUGAUGAAUCGCUACACCACCCUGAAGCAGCUGGGUGAUGGCACCUAUGGCAGCGUGCUGAUGGGAAGAAGCAACGAGUCUGGAGAACUGGUGGCUAUCAAGAGAAUGAAGAGAAAGUUUUAUUCAUGGGAAGAAUGUAUGAACCUAAGAGAGGUCAAGUCACUGAAGAAGCUUAACCAUGCGAAUGUGGUGAAACUGAAGGAGGUAAUCAGAGAGAACGAUCACCUCUACUUUGUCUUUGAGUACAUGAAGGAGAACCUCUACCAGCUUAUGAAGGACAGAGAGAAUAAGAAGUUCUCAGAGAAUGAAAUUAGGAACAUCAUGUUUCAAGUGGUAACUGGGUUGGCUUUUGUACAUAAGCAUGGUUUCUUUCAUCGAGACAUGAAGCCAGAGAAUUUGUUGUGCAUGGGUCCAGAACUGGUCAAAAUAGCAGAUUUUGGACUGGCCAGAGAGAUCCGCUCCAAACCUCCCUACACAGACUACGUAUCAACCAGAUGGUACCGAGCUCCAGAGGUCCUCCUCAGGUCCUCUACCUACAGCUCUCCUAUUGACCUUUGGGCUUUGGGCUGCAUCAUGGCUGAACUCUACACUCUCAGACCUCUUUUCCCGGGGAACAGUGAGGUGGAUGAGAUCUUUAAGAUCUGCCAAGUCCUAGGAACCGUCAAAAAGACGGAUUGGUCGGAGGGCUACCAACUAGCAUCUGCUAUGAACUUUCGCUUCCCUCAAUGUGUGCCGACCCACCUGAAGACCCUCAUCCCUAAUGCCAGCAAUGAGGCCAUUGCCCUGAUGAGGGACAUGCUGCAGUGGGACCCCAAAAAAAGACCCACUGCUGUACAGGCUCUGCGUUACCCAUACUUCCAGGUAGGCCAGAUCUUAGGGCCUCGCCCUCAGAGCCAGGAGGUCAAGAAGGUCCAGGCCAGGCCGCCUACUCAGAAGCAGGUCUCGGAGUCCAAGGCUGAUCCUCAGCAGUCUUCCUCUGAGUCCAAAGCCUCCACAUCCUCCUCCAGGAACCAACCUCAUCAACCUCUUCAGCAGAUCCCCCUUCCCCAAACUGAGAGUAAACCAGGAGGCCCUAGCCAUGCAAAAGCAGUACCGCCGGGCAGUGAGAACAGCGUUGGUGAUAGUGGGAUGGGGGCCCUGAAGAGUGGCCGUCGUCGCUGGGGCCAGACUGUGGCCAAGACCUCAGAAAGCUGGGAGGAAUCUGACCCGUCAGAAACCGCCGCCUCCAACUCCAAGAAACUCAGCCUGGGGAACGCAGAGGAGGAGGGGAGUCUGAAGGAGCACCGCCCACAGCCCAAGGAGCAGAAACCUCUGUAUUCCUUCAGCACAGUCACUAAGCUACCCAACAAUGUUAAGAUUGGCCAAAUGGACUCUAAUCUCCCAGGAUCUGCAGCACGGCAGCACUAUCUGAGCCAGUCACGAUACUUGCCAGGGUUGAUCGGCAAGAAUCAGACUUCUGGAGAUAAGGAGUUCAGUGGUUUGACGCUGCGGGACUUGUGGGAGAACUCCUCAACCACCGUAAAUAAACCGCUCGCUCCUAUUGGAGGAGGAUUAUCUGUCAACAGAAACAACGCAGAAGAGAGUGCUUCUAAUAGUGAGGCUAGCCCACCCGAGAAAACUGUCGUGAAAGAAAGAAUACUGGAGAAAAUCGAUCUCUCCAAAGGGAACUUUGUAAGCACAAAAUACAACCUCUCUGGCGGUUAUAUCCCUUCAUUCCAAAAGAAAGAGGUGGGCUCAGUGGGGCAGAGAAUCCAGCUUGGCUCUUUGGCUGGCCAGCACACAAUCAAUCUGUCUUCUUCUCCUGAUAAUAAAAAAGAGAAAUCGAAAUCUGCAAAGCCCAAGCCCAUGUCCAACUCAUCUUUGAGCGAAACUAAUGAAGAUUACGAGGGCUGGAAGAAGAGGGCAGACAGGACUCAGAUGAAGGGGAGCAGCUACUCAGCACUGGGGAAAACUUCUGGGAAUCUCAUGACCAGAGCUCCCCCCGUGCAGCCUGUCCACGGCAGGGUGGACUGGACAUCCAAAUACGGUGGAAAUCGGUAG
Anoplopoma fimbria (sablefish) is the source of this 2040-nucleotide messenger RNA. It is a transcript of the gene mak, whose product is annotated as male germ cell-associated kinase. Gene Ontology annotation, biological process: intraciliary transport; protein phosphorylation; intracellular signal transduction. The record is from RefSeq and is a predicted model, not a curated record. Lineage: Eukaryota; Metazoa; Chordata; Actinopteri; Perciformes; Anoplopomatidae. Gene Ontology annotation, cellular component: cytoplasm; nucleus; cilium. The transcript has 15 exons. Gene Ontology annotation, molecular function: protein serine/threonine kinase activity; ATP binding. Bases 1 to 2040 code for a protein of 679 amino acids.